UGUGGACAGAGCUGCAGUGAAGGAGCUGUGAUCAGCAUCCCUCCAUCUUCACAGGCAUACAUAGGAAACACAAUGAAAGGGGACACCCCAGUAAACAGCACCCUAAGUGUGGGACAAGCCAGGAAAAUGGUGGAGCAACUAAAGAUCGAAGCCUCCAUGUGUCGCAUCAAGGUCUCCAAGGCAGCUGCAGAUUUAAUGACGUUCUGCGACGCUCACGCCUGCGAGGAUCCUCUCAUUACUCCAGUCCCAACUUCUGAAAAUCCAUUCAGAGAGAAAAAGUUUUUCUGUGCUCUUCUCUGAUCAUAUCCACACGAAACCAUACACACAGGCUUCUCCUCCACGAAGACCAAUCCCCAUCUCUAGCCUUGUCUCACCUACAUUUUCCUCAGUGAAGAAAUUUUUUUUUUUAUUUCACCUUCUCCUGAGUGGGUGAUUAGGAGAAAAACAAAAUGUAUCUUUGUCCACAAGAACUGGUCUGAAAUGCCUCUUUGCUCUUCUAUCUUCAAGGAGUUCUUGUAAAACCUCAGUUGCCAUUUUCAUGCCCUAAAUAGGGCAUCCCCUGUUUUAAUCUCCACAUCAGUAUUUAUUUGUAAAUUAAUUCUACAGUGAUUAAUAAAAGUUAACAAGGGAUAA
Messenger RNA from Bombina bombina (fire-bellied toad), 633 nucleotides. RefSeq names its product G protein subunit gamma 3 (gene GNG3). Gene Ontology annotation, biological process: G protein-coupled receptor signaling pathway. The transcript is spliced from 3 exons. Gene Ontology annotation, molecular function: G-protein beta-subunit binding. NCBI's taxonomy places the organism in Eukaryota, Metazoa, Chordata, Amphibia, Anura, Bombinatoridae. Bases 73 to 300 code for a protein of 75 amino acids. The record is from RefSeq and is a predicted model, not a curated record. Gene Ontology annotation, cellular component: heterotrimeric G-protein complex.